Neomonachus schauinslandi (Hawaiian monk seal) is the source of this 1302-nucleotide messenger RNA. It is a transcript of the gene FOXP3, whose product is annotated as forkhead box P3. The record is from RefSeq and is a predicted model, not a curated record. Gene Ontology annotation, molecular function: RNA polymerase II cis-regulatory region sequence-specific DNA binding; DNA-binding transcription repressor activity, RNA polymerase II-specific. Gene Ontology annotation, cellular component: nucleus. Lineage: Eukaryota; Metazoa; Chordata; Mammalia; Carnivora; Phocidae. Bases 1 to 1302 code for a protein of 433 amino acids. The transcript is spliced from 11 exons. Gene Ontology annotation, biological process: regulation of transcription by RNA polymerase II.
AUGCCCAACCCCAGGCCAGCCAAGCCCUCGGCCCCUUCCUUGGCGCUUGGCCCAUCCCCGGGAGCCUCGCCCAGCUGGAGGGCUGCACCCAAGGCUUCAGACCUGCUUGGGGCCAAGGGCCCGGGGGCAACUUUCCAGGGCCGGGACCUCCGAGGCGGGGCCCAUGCCCCCACCUCCUCCUCUUUGAACCCCAUGCCACCAUCGCAGCUGCAGCUGCCCACAGUGCCCCUAGUCAUGGUGGCACCCUCCGGGGCACGACUGGGCCCCUCACCCCACUUGCAGGCACUCCUCCAGGACAGGCCGCACUUCAUGCACCAGCUCUCAGCGGUGAAUACCCACGCUCGGACCCCGGUGCUGCAGGUACGCCCACUGGACAGCCCAGCUAUGAUCAGCCUGCCGCCACCCACUGCUGCCGCCAGCGUCUUCUCCCUCAAGGCCCGGCCCGGCCUGCCGCCUGGGAUCAACGUGACCAGCCUGGAGUGGGUGUCCAGGGAGCCAGCCUUACUCUGCACCUUCCCAAGCCCCGGCACACCCAGGAAAGACAGCACCCUUUCGACUGUGCCCCAGGGCUCCUACUCGCUGCUGGCAAAUGGUGUCUGCAAGUGGCCCGGUUGUGAGAAGGUCUUCGAGGAGCCAGAGGAUUUCCUCAAGCACUGCCAGGCGGACCAUCUCCUAGAUGAGAAGGGCAGGGCACAAUGUCUCCUCCAGAGGGAGGUGGUGCAGUCUCUGGAACAGCAGCUGGUGCUGGAGAAGGAGAAGCUGGGCGCUAUGCAGGCCCACCUGGCUGGGAAGAUGGCCCCGACCAAAGCUCCAGCCACGGCGUCAUCAGACAAGGGCUCCUCCUGCUGCAUCCUAGCUGCAGGUACUCCGGCUGCCCCUGGCCCAGCCUGGCCCAGCCCCCAGGAGGCCCCCGACGGCCUGUUUGCUGUGAGGAGGCACCUCUGGGGCAGCCAUGGAAACAGCACGUUCCCGGAGUUCUUCCACAACAUGGACUACUUCAAGUUCCACAACAUGCGGCCCCCCUUCACCUACGCGACCCUCAUCCGCUGGGCCAUCCUGGAGGCUCCCGAGAAGCAGCGGACACUCAACGAGAUCUACCACUGGUUCACACGCAUGUUUGCCUUCUUCAGGAACCACCCUGCCACCUGGAAGAACGCCAUCCGCCACAACCUGAGCCUGCACAAGUGCUUCGUGCGGGUGGAGAGCGAGAAGGGGGCCGUGUGGACCGUGGAUGAGUUCGAGUUCCGCAAGAAGAGGAGCCAGAGGCCCAGCAGGAGCGCCAACCCCACACCCGGCCCCUGA